UAUUUUAUUGAUUACAAUAUGGUUAAGGAUGCCAGGUACCCAGAUUUUGGUAACCGACGAAGUUCGGUAGAAUAUCGAUUUGAUGAUAUCUUUAUAGAGUUUUCUUAAUUAAUGUUCGAAAUUCAAAUUGUCCGCACAAAACUCAAAUGGUAAACGACUCCAUGUUGGUUACCACGAAAUUCAAAUUGUACUAGGUUACAGCAGGUACGAAUACCAAUAACUCAAUUGAUUUGAUCGAAUGAUGAUUCUUGAAAUGUUCUUUUGCGUAAGUGAUGUAUAAAGCAUCCAAAACCUUUUAAUACAGGAGUGUACGUGAAAUGGAACACUAAAUUUGGAUAAAUAUCAGAACUAAAAAUCACUUUUGUUUAGAGAGAAAAGCGGCGUCAUCAGCAGCAAUAGCUACGACACUUAAGUUUUAAAUACUAGUGUUUUUACUCAUAGAGGUCCAUCUUUUUAUUUGACUUCUCUGUAUAGUGCACAUAUAAAAAGAUUUAUGAGUAGACUCGCCAAUACUUUUAAGAUUAUGGAAGCUCAUCCGCGUAGAAUCUUUUAUUCCAAGUUUUUUUAUAUCAUUUCAGGAAUGACAGAUGGAAUUAAUCAAACAUUUUCAAGGCUUAGUCUUAAUGAACAACCAUCAAUACCAACAUUACAUCGACGAUCAAUACAUAUUGUUGAAGUGAUUAUGCCAACAGAGCACCAGCCACCAGCUGCUGAUCAGGACAAUCAGUCUACCGAGUAA
This is a messenger RNA of Didymodactylos carnosus, 739 nucleotides long. The record is from the annotation of a GenBank genome assembly. NCBI's taxonomy places the organism in Eukaryota, Metazoa, Rotifera, Eurotatoria, Philodinida, Philodinidae.